This is a messenger RNA of Diuraphis noxia (Russian wheat aphid), 1223 nucleotides long. RefSeq lists its product as uncharacterized. Gene Ontology annotation, cellular component: nucleus. Lineage: Eukaryota; Metazoa; Arthropoda; Insecta; Hemiptera; Aphididae. The record is from RefSeq and is a predicted model, not a curated record.
UCCGUCCGUAUGCCGUAGCCGUAUCGUUAGGGAGAAACACGUUACCUAUCCCGCGUCCUCGCGUCCUGUACUCACGCCCACGUUGUCCGCUAUUACCGCUUUCCGGUGCAAUUGACAGUAUUGCUUUUCGUGCGCACAUUUCGUCACAUUGCGGUGUUCUUGCGUCAACCGGCUGGUCAGUGCCUAGCGGCCACCGCGAUUAUCGCAAGGCAGUGAACACGUCGUCCGCGUUUGUGGUUUCGCGUCGACUGUAGCCGUGUUCGUCGGCAAAGCAAUAAUACUUAUUGUACCUACUAUAGCACACUUGCAGAAAUUGUCCACGAUUUUAGCGGUUUGGAAAUCAUAACCAGGUACUGUAGAAGCAGCACAUUAAUCCAUUCUAUCGACGCCGCACGGGUGGACAUGGCGUAUCACAUGAUGGACAUUACUUCAAAAACUAUGCCCAAUUCUUCUGCGAGACACAAGUCAUGCAAUGCUACAAAAUGUCUGUGUCCUUUUAAAGAAAAACGAAAUUAUCAAAUAGAAUAUGGAUCAUGGGAAAUAGUAAUGUGCCACAUUUGCAAUUCAUAUGGAACACAUAGAGUGUGUAGUUUUCUUAAAUGUUUCCAUGAUUGGAGCUGUAAAAAUUGCAUUGGCAUUAAAGAUAGUUUGAAUUUUAAUGGUAUAUCAUCUGAUAUACGUGAAGAAAAAAUGCUGUCUCCAAACAAAAAUAUGGUCAUAGAUCACAUGGAUGCCUCCUCAGAAACUAUACUCAACAAUUCUAUAGAGCUCUCAAAAAGGCAUGGUUGCAAUGUUAAAAAAUGUCUUUGUCCUUAUAAAGAAAAACAAAAUUUUCAAGAAGAAAUUGGAUCAUGGGAACUACUACUAUGCCACACAUGUGGUUUUAAUGCAACUCAUAGGAUAUGCAGUUUUGUUAAAUGUUUUCAAGUAUGGUACUGUACAGCAUGUCAAGCCGAUUCAGCAGCAAUUAUUAAAUAAUCUAAUUUUAAUUUCAUUUAACAGCGAUAAUAAUAGUGUACAGGUAUAAACUUCAGACAAUGGGUUAGGUCAAAAAAACAGAUGCAACAUAUGAAUCAGGCAAUAAUUGGACUGUCGGGUGAUAUUAUAUUAUAUUAUGCUUAUUAUGUUCAAAAUUAUAAAAAAUAAUACWAAUUCAUUGAUUUCCCCUGCAUUAGGUUUUUUGCUAUUUAAAUUAUAUAAACUACUUGCUACUAUUUUCUGAG